Fraxinus pennsylvanica is the source of this 1119-nucleotide messenger RNA. The record is from the annotation of a GenBank genome assembly. NCBI's taxonomy places the organism in Eukaryota, Viridiplantae, Streptophyta, Magnoliopsida, Lamiales, Oleaceae.
AUGCGGAGGGAAAAACUCCGCACGCACAGGAGGCUGGUGAAAGCCUCCGCACGCGGAGGUUCCAGUCUCCGCGUGCGGAGGUUCCAAAAAGAUCCUCACCUAUUUUGUACAUCUAAAUCCAGCAGUUACUACCGUCCCACUUCCAGAACUAGAUUCCUCCACUAUAAAAUCACAACCCGAUUUCAAUGGCUGCAGUCCGAAUCAAUUACCAGUCUUAUCAACGCAUAUUUGAACAUAAUUACUUCAUCUCCAGGGUUAGAAUCGUUGUUUCAUGGAAUCAGGAAAAUUCAAGAAAGGCUCAAGUUUAUAUUUUCUUGGCAGGAGCUGAAGCUUUUGGACAAAUACCAUUAUGCACCAUUUAGGUUAGAAUCGUUGUUUCAUGGAAUCAGGAAAAUUCAAGAAGGAGCCGGUUUGCAAUUCCUGGUUGGAAGAAUUGGACGGUACUUGAAGAAGGGCCGGUAUGCUCAACGGGUCGGUACCGGAGCUCCGGUUUACAUGGCUGCCGUCCUUGAAUACCUCGCAGCUGAGAUUGAAAAAAUUGCUGCUGUGUUUGUUGAACCCAUUCAAGGAGAAGGUGGUAUAUACAGUGCAACAAAGGAGUUCUUACAAUCCCUGCGCACUGCCUGUGAUGAAACACCAGGAAUCAGAAAGAAAAUAGAAGAUUUCAAGUCUCGAAUGAGAUUUUUGAGAUCAAAGAGAAAACCUCAAUUUUCAGAGAGAACUUCUCAAAAGCCAAAUGCUAAUGAACUGAAUGAAGAUCCAGCAGCCAUACGAAAGGAGGAUUUUGCUUUGUCUGUUACUGCUGGGUUCGCGAAGGAGGCUACCUUGUGCUUCCAAGCGGGGAAGUUCGAGGACUGUCUGAAAGUCUUGAACGAGCUCUUGCGAUUAAAAGAGAAUGAUCCAAAGCUGCAUGUUGCUAAAGUCUGGGACGAGGAAGUGUAUAAUAGGACAGAAGAUCUUCAGGAUAGGCACCAUGCAUUCCUUUGUCCUGUGACAGUUCCAGGAGGAAGGAAUAGGGAUAGGAAGAACGAUUUGCUGGUCAUUCGAGAUAAUGGAAACUCCUUCGAGAUAAUUCACUCGGGUGAAAGAGACUACCCGACCACUGUGAUAGAGGAGUAG